Molecule: messenger RNA, 1036 nt
Organism: Linderina pennispora
Lineage: Eukaryota; Fungi; Kickxellomycota; Kickxellomycetes; Kickxellales; Kickxellaceae
Exons: 4
Coding region: 13-678 (221 amino acids)
Source: RefSeq, a predicted model, not a curated record
CCAUCUGCUAAAAUGGUCAGCUUUGCCCUCCGCCCCUUUGCCUUCCUUACCCUCGCUGCCGUUGCAUUCGCUGCCCCAGCUGCUCAGGUUGAGACCACUCAGGCUCUUGCUGCUGAUCAUGCUGCUCCACUGCUCCACUGCUCUCAACCAGGUCAAGUGAAUAUGGCUCCUGCAGCUGUUAAGAAGGAUAGCUUUCCGAUGGAGAACCAUGGUGUUGAUACGCACUCCUACCAGCAGGCUGCAAAUAACGCCCAGGCUCAGCAUGGCCAAGAGCAGAUGACACCGAUGUGGCUCAUCUUCCCGUGUGAGGACAACUGCCAGAACAACAUGGCUGCUCAGCAACAAAAGAUGCCGGGUAGUGCCCCAGCUGAUAACCACCGUGGACUUGGGCUAUUCCAAAAGAGUGCGGCUGGGGUUGUCCGCAAGUCUAGCGAAGGAGGGCCUCAGAAAUCGCCUAGCAGUGUUGCUCAGAACAACAAGAGCGGUCAGCUUGUUGGAAAUCUGAGCAACAAGAGCGGUCAACUAGUUGGAAAGGCGGCCGUCGCUGCCAAUGGGAAGAAUGCUGUUCAGAUUGGUCGUGAUGGAAAGCCUAUUGCAGGUCGCCUGCUGCUGCUGCCACUGCUGCCACUGCUGCUGCUGCCCCUGCUGCUGCUGCUGAUGCCACUAAACAAGCGGUAGUAGUGCGCUUGGUUCACAAUGAACCCGGGUCACGGGCUCACCCAUCAAUCAGUGCUUGCUUUUGGCUACAUAGCAGUCGGCCAAAGGUAAGGCACUUUUACAUUUAAAGUGCUUACCUGAGAAACGAUGACUCUUGUUGAUAUCUAUUCUUCUCUGUGGUUAGAUCUAAUCUCUUGUUUACCCGCCGCUAUAAAAUACAAACCAAUCUACUUAGCAUAAGCCCCUCAGCCACACAGUGUAGUAUAGUGCAGUGUAGCUGUCCAUGGCUCAUCUCAACUCGCCUAUUUUCCUCUGCUGCCGCAAGCUUUACAUCAUAUAUUUCCAUUAUCCGGCAGGCUCAUUCUGCAAAUGGUUCCCG